Molecule: messenger RNA, 1171 nt
Organism: Diprion similis
Lineage: Eukaryota; Metazoa; Arthropoda; Insecta; Hymenoptera; Diprionidae
Gene: slx1
Product: structure-specific endonuclease subunit slx1
Exons: 3
Coding region: 52-879 (275 amino acids)
Biological process (GO): double-strand break repair via homologous recombination
Cellular component (GO): Slx1-Slx4 complex
Molecular function (GO): crossover junction DNA endonuclease activity; 5'-flap endonuclease activity
Source: RefSeq, a predicted model, not a curated record
GACGGGGAUUAGGUAGCUUAGGCGCUCUCUGAUGCUCGAGGCAAACCCGAAAUGGAAAAUCCGGACGUGGUCGAGCAUUUCUACGGUGUUUACCUUCUUUACUGUACCAACCCGAAGUACAAGGGCAGAAUUUAUAUCGGUUACACCGUAGAUCCGAACCGCCGAAUCAAACAGCAUAACGCGGGAAAACAGUUCGGCGGUGCUUGGCGGACCAGCAACAAGGGACCGUGGACGAUGGUGAUGAUUAUCCAUGGAUUUCCCAACGACAUUUCAGCUCUCCGGUUCGAGUGGGCUUGGCAGCACCCGGAUAUCAGUCGACGAUUGAGGCACGUCCCGCGUAAAAAAUCGGGUCAAAAUAGUUUCGACUACCACUUGAUGGUGCUUGGAGAAAUGCUGAGAGUCGGACCUUGGUCUCGACUGCCGUUGACCAUUCGUUGGCUGGCGCCCCAUUUAGCGAAGGAUUUCCCAGCCGAGCGAUGCCCGCCGAUGCACAUGCCUCUGGUGUACGGCAAAGUGAUCCCAAAGAAGGUGAAGCCAAGCGAGGGCGGAUCAAAGAACAGGAAUAAAGACGCUUCGCUUCCGGAGGACCCGGAGGAUUCCGGAAGUGCAGGGGGGCUGCUUUGUUCGCUCUGCAAGAACCUGUUGGAGCCAGACGAAAAGCUGACUUGCGUUAACCCGGCGUGCACGCUGGUGAGUCACUUGGUUUGCCUGGCGAAGAGGUUCAGGAAGAACGGGAUGAUUUUACCGGUAGAAGGGACGUGUCCUGCCUGCCGGAUCAACAUUCUAUGGGGAGAUUUGAUCAGGAAGAUGAAAGGCUGCUACCAAGACUUGGCCGAGGCGGCAUACGCCGAAAGCGAUUCCGAUAUCAGUGAUUUUUGACACGUAAUUAGACAUAGGUAUAAUCUUCUCACCCUCGGAUGGUUCGUUGCACGUUAAAUAUUUUAGUUAAUAUUCAUACUUUCGGUUUGUUCAACGAGCCUGCGAGGACUUUCGUGCGAAAAGAAUAGUCGCCGGCUGAAUGAUAUUUUGAAGAAUCGUAAUUCAUAUCAAAAUCGUAUCCAUGCAUUUGUGAGAAAAAUUUCGUUGUUUCUAUUCUGAUACAAUUUUAUACGUAUUUUCAUAGGGAAUUUGUAUAUAUGCUGUAAUGUGGGUAGAACUACAGUUUUAAUUG